CGCCGGGGGCGGGCGCAGGCGCGGGCGCAGGCGCAGGCGCGCUGGUGUUAUUGUUCCGUUGUGCCGCCCGGCGGGUGCCUCGCGCCCGGCGCCGCUCCCUGCCCGCGCGCCGCCGCCAUGCCGAUCAACAAGCCUGAGAAGCUGGACAAGCCAGAGAGCUGUGAUAAUGUGAAGGUUGUUGUCCGAUGCCGGCCUCUGAAUGAGCGAGAGAAAGCUACAGGCUACAAAAUGGCGGUCAAUGUAGAUGAGAUGAGAGGAACUAUAACUGUUCAUAAAACAGACUCAUCCAAUGAGCCUCCCAAGACGUUUACGUUUGACACGGUUUUUGGACCAGAGAGUAAACAGCUAGAUGUCUAUAACUUAACUGCAAGACCUAUUAUUGACUCUGUCCUAGAAGGAUACAAUGGCACCAUUUUUGCAUAUGGGCAGACUGGAACAGGCAAAACUUUCACCAUGGAAGGUGUCCGAGCAGUUCCUGAGCUUAGAGGAAUUAUUCCCAAUUCCUUUGCCCACAUAUUUGGUCACAUUGCCAAGGCAGAGGGGGAUACAAGGUUCUUGGUUCGUGUGUCUUACUUGGAAAUUUACAAUGAAGAAGUGCGAGAUCUGCUAGGAAAAGACCAGACACAGAGGUUAGAGGUUAAAGAGAGACCUGAUGUGGGAGUUUAUAUCAAAGACCUAUCAGCCUAUGUCGUAAACAAUGCAGAUGAUAUGGACAGAAUCAUGACUCUGGGCCACAAAAACCGUUCUGUUGGUGCCACGAACAUGAACGAGCACAGCUCCCGUUCGCACGCCAUCUUCACCAUCACCAUUGAGUGCAGCGAGAAGGGGGUUGAUGGAAACAUGCACGUUCGCAUGGGCAAGCUGCAUCUGGUUGAUCUUGCUGGUUCUGAAAGGCAGGCAAAAACUGGAGCCACAGGACAGCGACUGAAAGAAGCUACUAAGAUCAACCUUUCUCUUUCCACCCUGGGAAAUGUCAUCUCGGCACUGGUGGAUGGCAAGAGCACUCACGUACCGUACCGUAACUCCAAACUUACACGGCUGCUUCAGGAUUCUCUAGGAGGCAACUCCAAAACCAUGAUGUGUGCAAACAUUGGUCCAGCAGACUACAACUACGAUGAGACUAUCAGCACUCUCAGAUAUGCAAACCGAGCCAAGAACAUCAAGAACAAGGCCAGGAUUAACGAAGAUCCCAAGGAUGCUUUGCUCCGCCAGUUUCAAAAAGAAAUUGAGGAGCUUAAAAAAAAAUUGGAAGAAGGGGAAGAGAUUUCUGGCUCUGAGACCAGUGAUUCGGAAGAAGAGGAUGAUGAUGACGAUGGGGAGAUUGGAGAGGACGGGGAAAAGCGGAAGAAACGACGGGAUCAAGCAGGCAAAAAGAAAGUUUCCCCUGAUAAGAUGGUAGAGAUGCAAGCAAAGAUUGAAGAGGAGAGAAAAGCUCUUGAAACCAAGCUUGAUAUGGAAGAAGAAGAAAGAAAUAAAGCCAGGGCUGAACUGGAGAAGAGAGAGAAAGAUUUGCUUAAAGCUCAACAAGAGCACCAGUCCCUGUUGGAGAAACUGUCUGCACUGGAGAAGAAGGUGAUUGUAGGAGGUGUGGACUUGCUGGCAAAAGCAGAGGAACAAGAGAAACUUCUAGAAGAAUCAAAUAUGGAGCUGGAAGAACGAAGGAAGAGAGCAGAGCAGCUUCGCAAGGAGCUUGAGGAGAAGGAGCAAGAACGCUUGGACAUAGAGGAGAAGUACACCAGCCUCCAGGAGGAAGCACAGGGGAAAACUAAAAAGCUGAAGAAAGUUUGGACCAUGCUUAUGGCUGCAAAAUCAGAGAUGGCAGAUUUGCAGCAAGAGCAUCAGAGAGAAAUUGAAGGAUUACUGGAGAAUAUUCGACAGCUGAGCAGGGAACUUCGUCUUCAGAUGCUUAUCAUAGACAACUUCAUUCCUCAGGACUACCAGGAAAUGAUUGAAAACUAUGUUCACUGGAAUGAAGACAUUGGGGAAUGGCAGCUGAAAUGUGUUGCAUAUACAGGAAACAACAUGAGGAAACAGACUCCUGUCCUGGAUAAAAAGGAAAAAGAUCCCUUUGAAGUGGACCUUUCCCAUGUUUACCUAGCUUACACAGAAGAAAGCCUGAGACAGUCUUUGAUGAAGCUGGAGAGACCGAGGACUUCAAAAGGAAGAUCCAGGCCCAAAACUGGUAGAAGGUGAAGAACUUUGGAAUAUCAAAAACGUUCUGCAAAGCCAGGAGCUGUCAUUGACUCUCUGCUGCAAUAGGUGGGACGGAUUCAGAAAUGCUGUAAAAAUCAGUGAGUGUGUAAGGCUGGGCCAGAACAUGGAACCCAAAAGAGUAGGCACAGUUUAACAAAGUGGCUAUGAAAUCCAUGCCUUACUGGUAUGGAGUUUUAUUUAAAAAACAUUUUUCCUUAGUUGCCCAUAUACUGUAUGUUAUAUUAACAUAAUGUUAAACAGGUAUAUAUGGUGGUUGUGAAAUUCUGUGUUAAACAAUUUUGUGUUGUGCAGGGAAACUAUUGUUGGCAAUCCUUGUUGAAGUGUAUAGAAAGCAAGGUUCUAGAUGUGUGUUUAAGUGCUAGACAUGCUAGCCCAGAGUGGUUAGUUAAAACUUAAAGCUGGUAAAUCUGAUUUAUGUUCUGCUUUGCACAUAGAAACUGGCAGCUUUCACUGUUUUCUGCUGUUGCACUGUUCUGUGUGUUUGAAUGUGGUUGCUGCAAACCUAUGAGUUAACUUGAUUUUGGCAUCAAACCCUUUUAUUUAAAUAUUCCUCAUUGUAGUUAGGAACCUGAUCAUUUUGUGAAUGGAAUACAUGUCAUUUUUUAUCCCUUCAUCUGCAGUCUUACUAUACAGAGUAGUUGCCAGACUUCUGGGAAGGGACAGUGUUCUGUUUCAGUGCAACAAGUAUGUCAAGUUGUGCUUUCCUUUCUUGCCCACUUGUGUGUAAUCUCCUUGCACUGCAGAGAAUGGCCUUUGAGGCAAAGGCAAGAAAAUGCAUUUUGUUUUCUUCCUUUUAAGUAUGUGUUGCAGCAUUGCUCUGGCUGCUUUUCAUGCUUCUGACUGAGCUGGCAAAUUUUUAAUUUAUAUGCAUUGUUUUGUUGUAACCUGGACAGCAGAGAUUAUUUAAAGAGAAUGCUCUGUUGCUAAAGUUUGGAUUUGUCUUGGGGACACUGAGCAUUACAGUUCCAUUUUUCCUCAUCCCUGAUGCAAAGAGCACUGGACCAGUGCUCUAUAAACUGAAGAUGAAUUUGACUCUCCUGUUUUAAAAUGGGCAUGAAUUGCCCCUUUUUCCCAGAACGGUAACAUCCUCUGAAAUAGCUGAUGCUGUCCUUGUCCCUGUGUAGACUGUCGUCUGUUUCUGGCUAUGUUUUAAGGAAAUAGUUCUGGUCUCUGUUAAUAACCAUCUAUUUGUGGUGGCUGCUCAUGUUCUUAUUUUAUAUUUAUGCUGCUAAUACACAUAACACUUUAAUAUAUUACUCUUGUGUCGUGGAGAAAAUGCAUCUCCUUUGUACUGUGUGUUAUAUAACUAGUGCUGGAACAUAUCAGUUGCAGGUAUCCUCACAGUUCCCAUGCCGGUGGGGUGUUAACUAGCUAUGAUUUCCAUGUAGUCUUACUGUUACCUAGAGUUUAAAAAGCUAUGAUACUGACAUGAAAAAUUGAGUCCAUAAGCAUGACAUGAUGAAGAACAGGACAAGUCCUUGGGUGUGCUGAGUUUUUGCUAGUAGCCACAUUUGCAGUUACUAGAAUACUCUUGUGAAGUACUUACAGCAGUUAAAGAAGUCCAUAUCCCCCUCUUACUAUUGCAGUGCUUAAUGGGGUGUACCAUGUGGCUCUGACAGGUGUGAAUCAUCAUUUGACAAGUAAAGCUGUUCUUUUAAUAGCAUAUUUCAUUCAGGAGAUACAUUCAGUGCUAUUUUAAACAAAUUCUAGGCUUUUUCUGGUUUUUUAAAAUAUAUAUUUUUCAGGGUUGUGAACUAGGAGGAGAAUAUCUGCCCUCUACCUUUUGUGCAGGGGAAAAAGAUCUAGCUUUGUCACCUGAAUUCAUAAAAGAUGCAAAUACAAAUUGUCUUUUUUUUUUUUAUAGUGUAGCAUUUAAGAGAAAUACUCAGUUUCUGUUUAAUCUAAACUGUAGUUGAUUUUUACUCUUGAAGAGCUGAUCUUAUUUUGAAUGUGCUUGGAUAAGGUUAAGACGUCAAAUAUUAUGUGCUUGUCAUAAAACAGACUAAAAAUGACUCGAACACUGUUCUUUGUCUUAGGAGUUUCUUAUGCAGGUUCAUGGUCCAAGCAGAUAAAUGCAUAAUUUUGGUCUGUAUCAGUUCUCGGAACCAGGGAUAGUUGUUGUAUUUCAUUGUGUUAUGCCUUGCUUUGUUGAAGGAUCUGUUUUUAAGGGGGUUUCUCCUGACUUGUGCUUUUGAAACAAACAAAAAAAACUGUAGUAAAUUGUUCUUUUGCUUGACAGAUCAUCAGUGACUUACAUGUCACAAUGAACCAUGACAUUGAGUUCAGAAUAUUUAAAAAUUAUAAAUGCACAUGCUGAUCAUCUUGAUUUAAUUCAUGUUACAGUCCUGCUGUUGAAAACCGUAAUACUCUAGGUAUAACAGAGGGUCUUGGGGCAGGGAAAAUGUGCUUAAAGAGAAGUUUGCUUGCACACACUUUGGAGAGACUGGCUGGGAUUUCAUAUUAGCGGUUUGUUUUGGAGAACACGUCAUUUGCUCCUGCAAGAAUAUACUUUUUUUUUUUUAAAGUGGAACACUACCAUAGCCAUGCUAAAGACUAUCAGCUUUGGCGUAACUUUUAACUGUGUUAGGAUUUUUUGGGUUUUUUUUUUUUUCCUCUGGGAAUUUUCUUUUUAAAUCGGAGAGCCUGGCUUGGAGGUUUACUAUAUGGGCCUCUCUGUAUCCAUGGAUAAUCUGUGAAUGUCUAAUGUGCCCAUAACAUGUUUUAAUAAGGAAUGGCUUUGGUUGGUUUGGGGCUUUUUAAUGACUUGGCCAACACAGCCAUUCUGAUUUCAGCUCAGUAGUUGCUCUAUAGUAUUUCUUAGUAUCAUAUUAACUUACAUAUAUAUAUAUACACACAUAUAUAUGCACACAUAUGGUGUAUACUCACCUUCCCAUUUUGCUACCAGAAGUUCCCUUUCAUUCCAGAAUAUCAAUCUUAACAUUGAAUUUUCCUGCAUUUGUUAUGUAAUGUUGUUCUAAAUGAAUUAUCUCAUAUUUAACUUGUUCCUGAUUUUUUUGUUUAAAAGGAGGGGAAAAUUGUCCUUAGUGCCUUUCACUGACUUGCAUUGUCUGCACACAUCCUAGUUUUCACCUUUCUCAACAGGUCUGUUCAGCCGGUUCUGUAUAUAAGAAAAACUACUAGUCUGUUUGUAUACUUUGUCUUCCUAUUUAUUGGCUCUCUAACUGUUUAUUUCUGAUUAUUCUUAGUUUUCGGAUGAAUUCAUUAUACUGUAUAUAUCAGUAUUGUGUCCUUGAAGCAUGUUCAUACCAUAAAAUAAAAUUCUUGAUUCCUA
Molecule: messenger RNA, 5506 nt
Organism: Dromaius novaehollandiae (emu)
Lineage: Eukaryota; Metazoa; Chordata; Aves; Casuariiformes; Dromaiidae
Gene: KIF3A
Product: kinesin family member 3A
Exons: 18
Coding region: 118-2193 (691 amino acids)
Biological process (GO): microtubule-based movement; spindle elongation; mitotic spindle organization
Cellular component (GO): microtubule associated complex
Molecular function (GO): ATP binding; microtubule binding; microtubule motor activity
Source: RefSeq, a predicted model, not a curated record